Molecule: messenger RNA, 1503 nt
Organism: Tripterygium wilfordii
Lineage: Eukaryota; Viridiplantae; Streptophyta; Magnoliopsida; Celastrales; Celastraceae
Exons: 2
Coding region: 263-1213 (316 amino acids)
Source: RefSeq, a predicted model, not a curated record
CCGGUCUGUGCACUUCGUACUGCUGCACACAUGGAUUGUUGAUGCGAUGACACUGAUCUCCUGCUGCCCCUCCAUCUAACUGAACAAAGACGGUCCCUUUCGCUUCAUUCACACCACAAUACGCGCGCAGACGAAAAGAAAUUAUCUUCUGGUUUAACUUCCAUAAAUGAUUGCUGUUGAAAUUUACAAUUAGGGAGGGUGUGCUGCACCAUUUCUUGCCCAUCUUAUUAACAAAAAGAACUUCCAUUCUGUCUAGUUGUUUAUGCGCAUAAUGUGGGCUUUUGCUUCCGGAGCAACCUGUAAGACAACCAGCAUCAAGAAUGACCUUUUAAGGCCAAAUCCAAGUUCUUCAGAGUGCGCUGAUGAUGAUAUUUCUGUAAACAAUAGCAGAGAGGAGGGAUUGGAAUGCCCAAUAUGUUGGGAAUCUUUCAAUAUUGUGGAGAAUGUGCCUUAUGUGUUAUGGUGUGGCCACACCAUGUGUAAGAAUUGCAUCCUGGGGCUGCAGCGUGCUUUGGUCAGACUCCCAACACUGCCAAUCCAGCUCCCGUUCUUUAUUUCUUGUCCCUGGUGUAAUCUUUUAUCUCUCAGGCUGGUUUACAAGGGGAACAUCAGGUUUCCGAGCAAAAACUUCUUUCUCUUUUGGAUGUUGGAGAGCAUGAAUGGGGAUAGGUCGAAGUCAUGCCACUCCUGCCAUGGGAAUAAGCAGUCGGUUUCUUCUUCGAGCAGAAGUUUAGCCAAAGAAAAUAAAUCUAGCCACGUAAACAAUGGGAGGGAACCAUGCACUCAUCCAGUGCAUCGGACUGAGUCCCUCCACAAUGUAUGCCUCCGCAUCAUUAGUUUCUUUAAUAUUUUCAGUCUUCGCUUAUCUUUCUGUAAGUCCUUGAUUUUCUUCAUUCGCUUGAUGGCCAAGGUCCCACUGAUCAUAUUUCUUCUGAUCAUCUUGUACGCAAUACCUGCAAGUGUAGUUGUCUUGGCUUUAUACAUUAUUAUCACACUUAUCUUCACCAUCCCAUCUUUUCUUGUGUUGUACUUUGCCAUCUCCAGUUUAAACUGGUUGGUAAGAGAGAGUCACUUGAGUGAGUUCCCAAUAGUUUACAUUCCUUGUCUUAUAAAUCUUGGAGGCUUGGAGCUUGACCCUUCUCUCCAUGGGAAUCACGGGAAUCCUCAUUUGGUUCAAUUUGACAACGUCGAGCUUCAUGGUCCUAACAAAUGAGAUGUCUACGGAUGGAGAAGGCCUGGAAUGGUUUUUGUACUUUGUACUGCUUAUGAAAUGCCCUACUGAUGUUGUUUUGAUUCUGAAUGUAUAUGACUAGAGCUUCUGCAGGAAUAGCCGAUGUAAGGUGAAGUCAUCUGUGAUACUUUUCUUGUCUUAUUGAUGUUCAUUGUAUUGUUUUGUCAACUUGUUUUGUAUAAUCAUUUCUCGAUAUUUAAUCGGUAAUGCCUUAUUUUGUGCAGAAUAACAAGUUCUUUGACAAUUAUGUUGGAGAAAAUUAUGGAGUAUGA